CAAUCCCCGUGUCUACUGACUCUACUCGCGUAGUUAAAAUACCAGAUUUUUGUUUAAUCUUAACUCGUAUCCCCUUAGAAGGCCAGGUACAGAUUUAUUAGCAGUCAUGAUUAUCAGCCGAUUGUUCAUUUCUCUCUUGCUUGCAAAUAUCCAGCUGACAGUUUAUUGCAAGAAAAAGGACCUAGUUCAGAAGUCAGCUGUACAACUAAUUGAAAAAGAAACCAAACAUGUGGACCUGGACAGUUGCAAAAGUAGUCAACAAUUGAUCAUCUCUAAGCUGAGACUGCAUGGAAAGGUAGACAAGCUGAAAGUGUGUCUGCUCAAGUCACUCAGUGCAAAUCUUGAAAAUGGCUGGGCAUGGUCUGAGUUGGGAAGCUUGUUUGCUGCGCAGCAAGACAAGAGCAAGGCAAGCACAUGCUUCAAGCAAGCAGCAAAGCUCUCAGGAAAAGUCACAUCUUUCAUCGGUACCUGGCAUUUCAUUGGUCCAUUUGUCAUUGGAAAGAACGAAGUUGACGCCGACCCCCUUGAAUCAUGGGGAGGUAUCGUCACCGCAGCCAGCCAGCGAUAUAACAAGAAGGCCAGCUUCUACUCGGAGCUGGUGCCAGGCGGAGAGGUGCAGUGGAAAACUUACCAACAAACAAAUGGGCAUCAGCCAUUGCAGAUAACACCAGAUAUCAACUUCAGUGAGCUUGUCACCUCGCUGGGAUCAUUGGCGAUUACUGAAUGGCAGGGCUGGCUUGUUGGUGAAUUUGCCGUGAAUGGCAAAGAUGAGAACGUCAUUGUCCAGUGUCUAGGUGUACACACAAUCUUUGUUGCUGACAUGUUCAUAGCUGCUGAUGUCUAUAGACGGGAGCAGUACUGGUUUAGUGUUUCGCUAUCAGCUGGGAUUCACACUGUUUACAUCAGAUUAAGAGCAAAACAAACGCAGGUUGUAAAAUGCAGUUUUAAAUCAGCCGGUUCAGACAGCUUUGAAGUUCACCAGCCAACCAUGUUACCUGACCUUGUUGAAGGACACAUAUUUGGCAACAUCUUGGCUAUACCGGUCACCAACCUGCAGUCUGAUAAAUGGAUCAAGAAUGUCCGGUAA
Molecule: messenger RNA, 1087 nt
Organism: Patiria miniata (bat star)
Lineage: Eukaryota; Metazoa; Echinodermata; Asteroidea; Valvatida; Asterinidae
Exons: 11
Coding region: 107-1087 (326 amino acids)
Source: RefSeq, a predicted model, not a curated record